Molecule: messenger RNA, 3192 nt
Organism: Pelagomonas calceolata
Lineage: Eukaryota; Pelagophyceae; Pelagomonadales; Pelagomonadaceae
Source: the annotation of a GenBank genome assembly
AUGGACUCCUCCGACGAGAAGGUCGACUCGUCCGAGGAGCGGCUGUCGAGCGAGGAGGACCCGGUGGACGACCCCAAGGACGCUGACUUCGAGGUCCCGGACGACGACGAGGAGGAGGAGGAAGAGGACGAGUUUAUGGAGGAGGACGAGGCGCCGCCGCGGCGUCGACGGAGCCUGCCGCGCGGCCAGCCCGAAGAGGAGGAGGACGCGCCGCCGCGCCGCCGCCGGAGCGCGACGAAGCUUAACGAAGAUGAGGUGGAUGAGUCCACGGAGGAGCCGCCGCCGCGCCGCCGGAGCUCCACCAAGCUCGCGGAGGACGAAGACGAGCCCACGGAGGAGUCUCCUCCAAAAAAGCGCGCCACCCAGUUAGAAGAAGAUGAUGAGCCGCCAGUGCCAGCUUCCAUAAGGAACCACAACACGGCGCCAGAAACACAAGUAGAGGAACCGGUCUACACCGACACGGGCCGAAGGAAACGCAGUGCCGCCAAGAAGGUCAACUACGACGAUUCCGUAAGGGACAAGGACUUCUUCCGCGCGGUCAACAAGCACGACGCCGACAAGUACCCCGACAACGGCCAUUUGUCCGAGGGCGACGACGAGAUCCUAAGUGAUGACGAGUCGGAUAGUGACGGCCCUCGCAAGGCCACGGCGAAGAAGUGGAAGGAGCCCGUCGAAAAGAAGAAGAAGCGGGGGCGGCCCCGCAAGCAGGACAAGGACGAAGCGCCUCCUCCGGUACUGGACCCGUCCGACGGCGCCGCGGCCAUGGUGCUGCGGAUGCAGAAGCCUCCGUAUGAUGUGCUGAAGACGCCCUGGGCGAACCGGGAUCCUGAAAUUUUUGCUACGUCUUCUACCAUCGAGACCGUGGAAGGUAGAGAUACCUGGAAAGAAUUAUUACCGGAGAUGAUGUGGGUCUGCAACGAGGCCGCGCGAAGACAAGCAGUCUCGAAGAACAGAGGCGCGCGCUACUUCGACAAGCCUUUAGCUGCCGAUUAUAUGUAUGACAGAGUAGCGCUCGCGGCGGACGAGCCCUGGGGCUUGGUCUGCAGGGACAACGAAAGCAAACAGAUGCAGGGCUUUUGCAUGUUAGGGACCUUUGCGUCCUGGGAUAAAACCUUGAGAUGGGCGUCGAGAGACCCGCGAGCCUGGGGCGUCGCCGACUACGACCCCAAUUGUGGUAGGAGGAUUAGGGUCAACGCGAGGCACAACUCUGACGACGAAUUCGACGACGCCGAUUUGGCGGACAUUUCCGAUCCAAGGGCCAGGGCCGACGAGAAGAAGCUGCGCGCGUACAUCGCUGCGGCGACGCAAGCGGCUAAAAGUGCUGCUGACUUGGCCAUGGCCGAGAAGCGCGACACCGACGGCGUUUUGUCUGAUGCCCUCGAGGCGACGGCGUGCCAAGUCUGUUCGUCGGACGCGCGCAUGACCGAGUGGCCCGACGUCCUCGAGGUGUCGUUGUUGGGUGGACUUGGUUGUGGUGGACUACUCCUCAAGCAAUGUCUGGAACAGGCUUCUACUCGUACCUAUACUACCACCAACUUCGACAAUCGGCAAGAUGACGAUGAUUUACAGGCUACGGAUGUGGAAACGAGGCCCGUACCUACCUACGUGGCCCUGCAGGCGACGGAGAGUGCGGUGCCUUUCUAUGAACGACAUGGCUUCCGACGAGUAGGCGCACUGGCCAAGUAUCGGGAUCGAAGGGACAUGCCCGAAUUAGCGUACCGGCACUGGAACGACCGGAUCAUGGUCUCGCAGACGCACGGCGCGUCGCACAUGAUGGCCCUCGAACUGGCAAAGUACGCCGGUCCACUCGAGAAAUGUGACCAUUCGCAAGCGCCCAAAGCUUCGAAGCCCGACCCCGCCGACACGGCGUUCCGAGAGAAGGCUCGCGAGGAGGUCAUGGACGUCGCGCGGUCCGCCAUAGGCUGCAACACGAACGUGAUUGGCGGGUCGGGCGUGUUUCGUGAAUUAGUAGUACUCGCGCAAGGCCGGGCGGGCCCCUGGGGCGCAAACGAUGAUGAUUUAUCUCGAUCAUUAGCUAGAGUGCUCGUAGUGUUCAAGUCCAACGCCUGUGGCAGCGCGAAGUCCGUGCUGCGAGAUGAAGUUUUAGGUGGCGAAGACUGCGGCUUUUCUCGUCGGAGAAGUUCGAGACCUAGAGCGCCGAAGAAAUUUGAGGCGUACGAGGACCCGGACCACGCACCCUUACACAUGCGUACUCAAGCACUCUCUGUGAGAGUUAGGUGCCCGGUCACGGAGACACCUGUGGAAGUAGAGGUACCUCCAGUGGAAGAAGAGGAGGAGGAACCCGAGGAGGAAUUGACCAAGGAAGAGCUGAGUUGCGAGGCCUGCCGCGGCCGCCACGUCAAGCACACGUGCGGCACGGAUCCCGAGGAGCGCAAGGCAAAAAAACGGGCCCAGGCCGAGGCUCGGCGCGCGAAAGCGCAAAAAGCUGCAGAAAGGAGGCAGGCGAUGGAAGAAGCGAGGCAGGCCGCGUUGGAGGCCGCGAAGCCGCCCUACGCGACGCCUCCCGAGCUCAUCGCGGUCAUCGGCACCAAACAGUCGUCCACCCGAGAUUCGACGGUUCAGAUACGCGUCAAAUUAAGGGCCGAGGGUUUGUCGCUAGUUCCCGUGGCCCUCUUCCCGAAGAAGCUGAAGAAGAAGGCUCGAUCUACACACUUAGCAGGUGCUCUGGCGUCGGUGCGGAGGAAACGUCGGGAGUCGGAGCCGCCGUCACCGAGGAAGAAACCGUCCAGCAAGAAGCGCGCCUUGGAUGAUGACGAUGUACAGGCGUCGUCUCCGAAAAAAAUGCGGAAGCCGCCCAAAGAUGAUGGUGAUCAAUACGAGGCGCCUCCGCUCCAGCCCUCGGAGGUCCUAUCGGACUGCCCCUCGGACGUCGAGGAGGACAUCCUGUCGAGGCCGGACAACGGCCUGCGAAUACGCUUCAAGUGGGACGCGCCCUACGGCUGGGGCGAGGCCAAGAUUAGGAGAAAUGCCUUCAAGAAGGAGGUCCUUAGAGAUGAUAGGGGUGUGCAGGUCCCGAAGGAGCGGACCUGGCUCAUCACGUGCGAGGACGGCGAGCAGAUGCUCGUGGCGCUGAAUCCUGAGUUUAGGGGGACUUCCCGGAGACACAACUGGUACGCGGCGCGGCCGCGGUCGAAGGCGCCGAAGCGACGGGGGCCGCCGCGGAGCCGCUAA